AUGCCGUCUGCAGUCCGAAAGCGGACGAUCCUCCUGACGAAUCAGCAGAAGGCCAGUAGCAGCCUGAUGUUACGUCACAACGCCGGCGUCUUUUACCUCGCUUCGCCUCACCACGCAGGUGUUUUAUCAUCACACGUCAUCAGAAGAAGAAAGUUCCCCGACGUGCCGAACGGGGUCCUUUUGGGCUGGUCGCUCCUGGAAACAACAGGCCAAGCCUGCCGCCUAGCGCCGCGGUGGGAGACGCGACCGCAGCCUCUGCAGGCCGGAGGGGCCAUGCGAGGCCUCGGGGACGUGGAGCCCACGGACGCGCAGGCCCGGCCUGCUGCGGGCACCUGGCCCCGGGAGGCCUGGAAGGCCAGGAGAAAGCCCCGGGGUAUAAGGACGUUUCUGAUUAGUCUAACGAGGCUCCACAGUUUACGAAAAAGGGAAAGACACCCCGCUGACCCCAAAGCCCCCAUAUCCAAGGAGCCAGGAGACCUGGAUGAAAAAUUGGAGGGACCCUGCGGCUUGGGCUGCGUAGUCGUUCCUGGCUGUCAGCGUUUUAACAACAUGCACUGCUUCCUGUUUUUCUACUGCGUCCUGGUCACCUCUCAAGCUCCGUCAGAAACGACAGUGGGUGACUCAGCAGCACACUGCUCAAGCGCUCGGGCUCUGCGCCUGCAAGAGAGAGAGAAGCAGCAGGUGACUGAGCCAGCUCGCAUAGCAUCAGCAGGAACAUGGGUCCCAGCUUUCUGCAAAAGCAGUGGUGACUGCAGUUCCAGAAGGAGCAGCAGCUCAUGCUCCAGCAACUCUGGUGGCAUAGGUAUUGUGUUUGGCCUUGUAGAUCUGAGCACUGACACUUUUCAGAAGGAAAAUAAUCUGAAAACCACUGAGAGUUAUGCAUUGUCAUUGACUUACGAUAUUUCAUCUUGCCUGAUAGUAGUGUUUAUGUCAUACUAUGGAGGGAGAGGAAACAUACCAAGAUGGAUUACAGUUUCCUCCUUUUUAAUAGGAUUUGGAUCACUCUUAUGUGCUUUUCCAUACUUUAGUGGUGGAAAUUACCAAAUGAAUGUACAAAUUGAAGAUAUUUGCCAAGAAAAGAAGAUUGUCAUUUCUUGCAAGAAAUCAUCAUCACUCGAGUCAAAAUAUGUAUCUUUCUUCAUCCUUGGGCAGACUCUGCAGGGAAUAGCAGCAGUUCCUCUUUAUAUCCUUGGAGUGGCUUUUCUUGAUAACAGUGUUGCCACCCAUUCAGCUGGUAUUUAUCUAGGCUUUGUGGAAGCUUCAGUAAUAAUUGGAUAUUCUUUGGGGUAUGCGAUAGGAGCACCCCUAAUUAAGGCUUCUGAGAAUAGUACUUUUGAGAAAAGGUAAGCUGUCAUUGAAAACAGUGAUAAUCAAUACUGGCUGCGGACUUGGUGGAUUCGUUUUGUUUUUGUCUCAAUUAUUGCAUGGUCUACGUUAAUACCAUUGUCAUGCUUUCCACACAAUAUACAAGGUACAGCAAAGAUAAAAGCCAGAAAACCUGAACAGCCUAAUUUGUUUCACAUGUUUGAAGAUCAGGAAUUUGGAACUAGUAUGAAGGAUUUAUUUGCCGCUAUUUGGAUUCUAGUGAAGAAUCCAGUGUUUUUGUGCUUAGCUCUGUCCAAAGCUUCAGAAUCUUUAAUUACUAUUGGAGCAUCUGAAUUUUUGCCUAUUUAUAUAGAAAAUCAGUUUGUAUUAACACCCAGUAUGGCAACUACACUUUCAGGACUUGUUUUAAUUCCAGGAGGUGCAAUUGGCCAGCUUCUGGGAGGUGUCAUUAUUUCGAAGUUAGAAAUGUCUUGUAAAAACCUUAUGAGAUUUAUAAUGGUUACAUCUGUUGUUGCACUUCUACUGCUUGCACUUACAAUCUUUGUGCACUGUAAUCCAGUACCAUUUGCUGGAAUCAAUGAAGAUUAUGGCAGAACAGGGCAGUUGGGAAACCUGACAGCUCCUUGCAAUUCUUAUUGUAGAUGCUCAUCUUCAUUUUAUUCUGCUAUAUGUGGAAGAGAUGAUAUUGGAUAUUUUUCUCCUUGCUUUGCAGGCUGUACACACUCUAAAACAUUUAAUGAUCUCAAGGCAUACUACAAUUGUUCUUGCAUUAAGGAAGGAUUAACAAUUUCAGAUGAUGAAGGUGAACUUGUUGAUGCUAAACCUGGGACAUGUGAUGCAAAGUGCUAUAAAUUACCUCUGUUUAUUGCCUUUUUUUUUUCUUCAAUUGUGUUUUCUGAGUUUUCUGGUGUACCAAGCACCCUGAUCAUCCUUUGGAUUGUAUCUGAAAAACAACGUGUUCUGGCCUUGGGUGUGACCUAUGUGAUUUUGAGAAUAUUUGGGACUAUUCCUGGACCAGUGAUCUUUAAAAUGAUAGGAGAAAGUUCUUGUACUUUUUGGGAUAUUGAGCACUGUGGAAAGAAAGGAAGUUGUUGGUUCUAUAACAAGACAAAAAUGGCCCGCCUUUUGAUAGGAUUAUGUUUUUCUUGCAAAAUAUUCACUGUGUUUUUUACUGCUAUUGCAUUUGUAAUAUACAAAUACUUAUUAAAGGAAAACAGUGACAUCCCACUUAUACCAGUGAAGAAUCUAAAAGUGAAAAAAAAGGAAAGAACUAAAGGACAACUGGAUCAUCACAGUGAUUGCAGAACAUCUGAGGACUAGAGUGUGAAAUAGGAAUUUCAACUUUAAAGAUUCUACUGUAUCUGUUGUUGUGCCCUACAUUCAGAAAAGGAAAAUCACAUGUGAUGUUUAACUAAGUAGUAGAAAUGUAUGUAUGGUUGUCUGCAUUUUCAUAAUAAAGUACCUUCU
Messenger RNA from Manis pentadactyla (Chinese pangolin), 2793 nucleotides. It is a transcript of the gene SLCO6A1, whose product is annotated as solute carrier organic anion transporter family member 6A1. Gene Ontology annotation, biological process: transmembrane transport; sodium-independent organic anion transport. Gene Ontology annotation, cellular component: membrane. The transcript has 16 exons. NCBI's taxonomy places the organism in Eukaryota, Metazoa, Chordata, Mammalia, Pholidota, Manidae. Gene Ontology annotation, molecular function: protein binding. The record is from RefSeq and is a predicted model, not a curated record.